This is a messenger RNA of Pipistrellus kuhlii (Kuhl's pipistrelle), 3178 nucleotides long. RefSeq names its product nuclear receptor subfamily 3 group C member 1 (gene NR3C1). The record is from RefSeq and is a predicted model, not a curated record. NCBI's taxonomy places the organism in Eukaryota, Metazoa, Chordata, Mammalia, Chiroptera, Vespertilionidae. Bases 181 to 2523 code for a protein of 780 amino acids. The transcript is spliced from 9 exons. Gene Ontology annotation, cellular component: nucleus. Gene Ontology annotation, biological process: regulation of DNA-templated transcription; nuclear receptor-mediated glucocorticoid signaling pathway. Gene Ontology annotation, molecular function: nuclear glucocorticoid receptor activity; zinc ion binding; steroid binding.
GCAGGAGAGUGGCUGCGCCGCGCUCCGGGCAGCGACGAGGUGGAGCGGUGGCAGCCUCCGCCCCCGGCAGGAGCUGGCGAGCGCUGUCACCUGUGGGGGCGCACAAGUUACCUCCCUACACCCCGAAGCCUCGCCGCACCGCCUUCUCCCGAGCCGCGAACACCAUGCUGAUAUUCAUUGAUGGACUCGAAGGAAUCCUUAGGCUCCCCCAGUAAAGAAGAAAUCCCCAGGAGCGUGCUUGUUGGGGAGAGAGGAAAAGUGAUGGACUUCUAUAAAACCCUAAGGGGAGGAGCUACUGUGAAGGUUUCUGCAUCUUCCCCCUCACUGGCUGCUGCUUCUCUGACAGACUCCAAGCAGCAAAGACUUUUGGUUGAUUUUCCAAAAGGCUCAGGAAGCAAUGCGCAGCAGCCAGAUCUGUCCCAGGCUGUUUCCCUCUCCAUGGGACUGUAUAUGGGAGAGACAGAAACAAAAGUGAUGGGAAAUGACCUGGGGUUCCCACAACCGGGCCAAAUCAGCCUCUCCUCUGGGGAAACAGACUUUCGGCUUCUGGAAGAAAGCAUUGCAAACCUCAAUAAGUCGACCAUUGUUCCAGAGAAUCCCAAGAGUGCAGCGUCUGCUACUGUUUCUGUUAACCCCACAGAGAAGGAGUUUCCAAAAACACAACCCGACAUGUCUUCUUCGGAACAGCAAGAUUUGAAGAGCCAGGCUGGCACCAACGGUGGCAAUGUGAAGUUGUAUUCCACAGACCAAAGAGCCUUCGACAUUUUGCAGGAUUUGGAGUUUCCUCCUGGGUCCCCAGGGAAAGAGAUGAACGAGAGCCCCUGGAGACCAGACCUCUUGAUAGAUGAAAACUGUUUGCUUUCUCCUUUGGGAGGAGAGGAUGAUCCAUUCCUUUUGGAAGGAAACUCAAAUGAGGACUGUAAGCCUCUCGUUUUGCCAGAAACUAAACCUAAAAUUAAGGAUAAUGGAGAUCUGAUUUUACCAAGCCCCGGCAGUGUGGCACUGCCCCAGGUGAAGACAGAAAAAGAAGAAGAUUUCAUUGAACUCUGCACCCCUGGAGUAAUUAAGCAGGAGAGACUGGGCCCGGUUUACUGUCAGGAAAGUUUUUCUGGGGCAAACGUAAUUGGUAAUAAAAUGUCUGCCAUUUCUGUGCACGGUGUGAGCACCUCUGGGGGACAGAUGUACCACUAUGACAUGAAUACAGCAUCCCUUUCUCAGCAGCAGGAUCAGAAGCCUGUUUUUAAUGUCAUUCCACCAAUCCCUGUUGGUUCAGAAAAUUGGAAUAGGUGCCAAGGAUCUGGAGAUGACAACUUGACUUCCUUGGGAACUUUGAACUUCCCUGGGCGAUCGGUUUUUUCUAAUGGCUACUCAAGCCCGGGCAUGAGACCAGAUGUCAGCUCUCCUCCUGCAUCCAGCUCAGCAGCAUCAGGGCCACCUCCCAAACUCUGCCUUGUGUGCUCUGACGAAGCUUCAGGAUGUCACUAUGGGGUCUUGACCUGUGGGAGCUGCAAAGUCUUCUUCAAAAGAGCAGUGGAAGGUAGACAGCACAAUUAUCUUUGUGCAGGAAGAAAUGAUUGUAUCAUUGAUAAAAUUCGAAGAAAAAACUGCCCUGCAUGCCGCUAUCGGAAAUGUCUUCAAGCUGGAAUGAACCUGGAAGCUCGAAAAACAAAGAAAAAGAUAAAAGGAAUUCAGCAGGCCACUACAGGGGUCUCACAGGAAACUUCUGAAAAUUCUGCUACCACGACAAUAGUUCCUGCAUCAUUACCACAACUCACCCCUACCCUGGUGUCACUGCUGGAGGUCAUUGAGCCAGAGGUGCUGUAUGCAGGAUAUGAUUGCUCCACCCCAGACUCCACUUGGCGGAUCAUGACCACACUCAACAUGUUAGGUGGGCGACAGGUGAUCGCAGCAGUGAAAUGGGCAAAGGCAAUACCAGGAUUCAGGAACUUACACCUGGAUGACCAAAUGACCCUACUGCAAUAUUCAUGGAUGUUCCUCAUGGCAUUUGCCCUGGGCUGGAGAUCAUACAGACAAUCAAAUGCAAACAUGCUGUGUUUUGCUCCUGAUUUGGUUAUUAACGAGAACAGGAUGAAUCUACCCUGCAUGUAUGAACAAUGUAAACAUAUGCUAUAUGUUUCCUCUGAGUUACAAAGGCUUCAGGUAUCUUAUGAAGAAUAUCUCUGUAUGAAAACAUUACUGCUUCUCUCAUCAGUUCCUAAGGAAGGUUUGAAGAGCCAAGAGCUGUUUGAUGAGAUUAGAAUGACCUACAUCAAAGAGCUGGGGAAAGCCAUUGUCAAGAGGGAAGGGAACUCCAGUCAGAAUUGGCAGCGGUUCUACCAACUGACAAAACUCUUGGACUCCAUGCAUGAGGUAGUUGAAAAUCUCCUUCACUUUUGCUUCCAAACAUUUUUGGAUAAGACCAUGAGUAUUGAAUUCCCAGAGAUGUUAGCUGAAAUCAUCACCAAUCAGUUACCAAAAUAUUCAAGUGGAAAUAUCAAAAAACUUCUGUUUCAUCAAAAGUGACUGCCUUAAUCAGAAAGGUUGCCUUAAAGAAAGUUGACUUUAUAGCUUUUAUUGUACAAACUAUCAUUUAUCCUAUAGCGGUUAUGUUGUUUUAUUUUUUUUGUUUGUUUGUUUAUGUCUGAUGUUUUUGUCUUGUUUUAAACACGCACUACAUGUGGUUUAUAGAGGGCCAAGACUUGGCGACAGAAGCAGUUGAGCCCUUGCUUUUCAGUGAUGGGAACAGUAGGAAGUGAUACUUGGUGGAUCCCGGAAAUGAGAAACAAUGAGGUGGGGUCAUCUCCUUGUUGGAGAAGGAUGGCACUCUAGCCACCAGUGCCCAAAGCCUGCUUAAUGAACUUCCUGCUCAUACUUAUCACAGUUGGCUGGAUAAAAUCUUCUAGACUUUUUGUUGGUGUAUUUGCCCUGUAUAGUUAGGAUAAAAUUUUUUGAUUUAUGCAUGGAAACCUGAAAAAAAAAAGUUUACAAGUGUAUAUCAGAAAAGGGAAGCUGUGCCUUUUAUAGCUAUUGCUGUCUGGUUUUAACCAUUUCCUUUAUAUUCAGUGAACUACGCUUGCUCAUUUUUUCUUACAUAAUUUUUGUAUUCGAGUUAUUGUACAGCUGUUUAAGAUGAUGGGCAACUAGUUCAUAGCUUUCCUAAAUAAACUCUAAACAUUAA